AUGGCAACUCUUGCGCAUUUGCAACCCGUGCCGACAAUUGAGCCGCAUUCCAGCGUGACCCCGACGCCUCAAUCAGCAACGUCUACUCCGGCAUCAACAGGCCCCCCCGGGCCACAGUGGACGGAAGCAGAUGUACCUGAGUGGCUUCGCAAGCACAUGGGCUUCUGGCAAGUUGAGCCAACGCCAAUACGAGCUCGUACUUGGAUGCUGGAAGGCCUUGAUCACAAUCAAGCUAACAGGCUUGAUCUCCCCCGACACUUGGAUGGAAUCAAGGUCCAACUCAGGCGGGUAUGGGACAGGCAGAACAAACCAGUCGCUGGGACAAAACGAAAGUCAGAUGCUUCUGGAGGCGCACCUGCGAAGAAGGCAAAAGGAACCACGCCAAUCAAGUCCGAAGGGGAACCACAAAUGCCCCCUCCUCCCCCAAAGCCUCUUAGGAACCUCAAAGGAAAGUAUGCAAUCGAGACCGACUUUCCCUGCUGUGAGGGGCACUCAGACCGUGCACACGACGCUCUGUGCCAUAUCACACUGUCCCCUGGUGAUGGUGAGACUAUGCGAGGCCAGCUACAGAUGGGCAACUUCAACGACUACAAGAUUCUCAUGUUCUUCGAGAAGCGUCCAACUGAGGUAUCCUCAGAAAAGGAAUGGUUCAGAUGGCGAGGCAGAAAGGGAUACGGCAGCAAUUGGAAGUACAGAGGUGACGAGAACCAUGGAUGGGUCAAGUUUCGUGGUAAUGGCGAAAUUGAAGUAUGGUUUGACAAAAUUAGGGUUCACCUAAUCGCCCAGAAGGGCAGAGCGUUGGGCGAGAAGAAUAAGCACAAUGUACACGCGUUUUGGGGGGAUUGGCAUGAGUAUGAUGAGGAGGGAAUCGAUCUUCUGGACACUUCGAAACUCUUUCCUGAUUGGUAG
Fusarium coffeatum is the source of this 909-nucleotide messenger RNA. RefSeq lists its product as uncharacterized. The record is from RefSeq and is a predicted model, not a curated record. The coding region runs from base 1 to 909 and encodes 302 amino acids. The transcript has a single exon. Lineage: Eukaryota; Fungi; Ascomycota; Sordariomycetes; Hypocreales; Nectriaceae.